Cetraspora pellucida is the source of this 694-nucleotide messenger RNA. The record is from the annotation of a GenBank genome assembly. Lineage: Eukaryota; Fungi; Glomeromycota; Glomeromycetes; Diversisporales; Gigasporaceae.
CUCGAUACAAAAGAAAUAUGAGAACAAUGGUUGUAUUGAAUAUUCGUCACAUAAAAUUUUAAAUAAACGCCAAAUAAAUCCAGAAACCAUUAUUAUUGAUGCCACUGAUGUACCAGAGACUACCGAUACGAUACCAACUCUGACAAGGGUGAUAGAUAAUUCCCAAGCCACCAUAAUUCCCGAAUUUCCCACUACAUCAUCUUUUUUUACUGCGACUAUUUCAGCAUCACAUGCGAUUCCAACAUCUCCAACACCCUUUCUGGAUAACGUAGAUAAACUUGAACCAUGGAUUUUUGUCUUUUUGAUAAUUUUAAUAAUCAUCAUGUUUAUGUUAACUGUUUGUCUUUGUCGUGAUAAGAAUAAUAAUAUUCCUGAAGAUGGCACGAAUAUCACCCAAAAUUCACGAGAAGUUAGAAUGCCAUCAAAAUCAUCAUCAGAAAAAUUAUCAGCAAAAUCAUUUGAAAAAUUAUUUGAAAGAUCAUUUGAAAAAUUAUCUAAAAAAUCAUUUGAAAAAUCAUCUGAAAGAUCAUUUAAAGGCACUAUUAAUAAAAUAAUGCCCGAAGAAAUUGAUAAGAGAAUAAGUCGAAGCACAUUUGAAGAAGAUUUAGUACUACGUCCCCCAUUAGCACGUACUCCAACUACAGUUUCUGCCUUCAUGGAAAUGGUUGAUAAUGUUGAUAAUGUUGUUAAUUAA